AUGAUGGAGCCCGUCGCCGGAUCGCCGCCGUCCGAGCGCCCGCUCGAAGGCCUGCUGGUGGUCGACCUGAGCCGCUACCUACCGGGCCCGCUGGUGACCCGCCUGCUGGCCGAUCUGGGUGCUCGGGUGCUAAAGAUCGAAGAGCCUGGCCUGGGUGACCCUUCGCGGCAGGCGCCACCUGCGCCGGACGGCCAAAGCUCGCUCGCGACGCUCUUGCUGGCGGGUCACGAAAGCGUCGCCCUGGACCUCGGCAAAGCCGCCGCUCGCGACGUGCUAGACGGUCUGCUGGAAUCCGCCGACGUGCUGGUGGAGAGUUUUCGCCCCGGCAAGCUGGCGACCUUUGGUCUGGCGCCGUCGGAAUUGCGACAACGGUUUCCCGGGUUGGUGAUCUGCUCGGUCACCGGCUGGGGUCAGCAAGGGCCUAACGCCGGACGAGCAGGCCACGACCUGGGCUACCAGGCGGUGGCCGGCAGCCUAGCGGCCGGCAGUGGCAUGCCGGCGGCGCAGACCGCUGAUGUGGUCGGUGCCUGGAGCUCCGCAAACGCCAUCUUGGCGGCCCUGUGGCGGCGCCAGCAGACCGGCGCCGGCAGCUGGAUCGACAGCGCCCUGCUCGACGCCGCCGGCCACGCCAACUUGACCGGCUUGGCUGCCGAGGCCGGUGCUGCGAAGCAAGUAGGCGACCGACUGAUGCUCACCGGCGCCUUGCCGUGCUACGACCUAUAUCGCGCCCGCGAUGGCCGGCCGGUGGCUAUCGCAGCCCUCGAAGCCCGGUUUUGGAAGACCCUCUGCAAUGCUGUUGGCCGUCGCGACCUGGUGCGCCACCGGCUCAACCAGGAUCCUGAGAUCAAGCACAAGAUCGCCGAUUUGAUCGCCGGUAAGAGCGGUGAAGAAUGGGCUCAGCUAUUCGCCGAGCACGACAUUCCGGCCGAGCUGGUGUUGUCGCCGGCCGAGGCUCGGCAGCAUCCCCAGGUAGAAGCUCGUGGGAUGGUCGAAGCCGGCGCCGAUGGCUUCGACCGGCUGGCCUAUCCAGCGCUGAUCGACGGCACCCGCCCGCCCGCCGGAGGCGCUUUGCCGGAGCUCGGUCAGCAUACCCGGGCGGUGCUGGAAGAGUUCGGCUUGGGCUUCGAAGGCUCGGCCUUCAAGCGCCGCUCGCAGGGGGUUGGCCGACGCUCGAGCUUCAAGCGCUGGGUUGCCAAGGUGAUUCUGAAGCGCCGCCCGGGAGGUCGCUGA
This is a messenger RNA of Nerophis lumbriciformis (worm pipefish), 1230 nucleotides long. The record is from RefSeq and is a predicted model, not a curated record. NCBI's taxonomy places the organism in Eukaryota, Metazoa, Chordata, Actinopteri, Syngnathiformes, Syngnathidae.